AUGGAGGGAAUCGAGCCGGUGCGGGCGUAUCCGAUCAAUCCGCCCAGGGAGCCUGCCCUCUCGUUUACACAUGGUCUGCUGCUGAUUCUCCUUGGAAUCAAAGAUCUGCCUGCAAUGGCACCCAAACGCCCAGCCAACGGCUCCGCAACAGUAUCAUCAUCCUCGUCCUCCUCCAAACCAACUACCACCUCCGUGCCACCCUCAACAACCGCUAAACCCAGCGGACCCAUCGCGUUCACGGCCAAGUCUCCACCACAGGAAAUAAUCUUGGGCGUAUGGCAGCGAUAUCUCGUGCAGACAAGCCAGCGAACAAAGCUGCUGGAUGCUUUCAUGGCAUUCCUUGUCCUUGUUGGCGCGGUGCAGUUUGCGUACUGCGUCUUGGCUGGGAACUACCCAUUUAAUGCUUUCUUGAGCGGGUUUUGUGCCGCAGUCGGCCAGUUUGUCCUCACCGCGAGUCUACGAAUGCAAACCAGCGAUCAGGACGUGAAGAGCAUAUCUAGAUCAAAAUCCAGCACGCCGGCAGUAACAAAAGCGGAAGCUUCGUCGGAUAGAGUGUCUCCUGAGAGGUGA
Messenger RNA from Uncinocarpus reesii 1704, 570 nucleotides. RefSeq lists its product as uncharacterized. The coding region runs from base 1 to 570 and encodes 189 amino acids. Gene Ontology annotation, biological process: protein N-linked glycosylation. Gene Ontology annotation, cellular component: membrane; oligosaccharyltransferase complex. The record is from RefSeq and is a predicted model, not a curated record. Lineage: Eukaryota; Fungi; Ascomycota; Eurotiomycetes; Onygenales; Onygenaceae. The transcript is spliced from 3 exons.